AUGUCAAACAACUCGGGCCAUCUGAACUUAGCCAAGUUUGCGUUCAAUAUAUAUGGCACGUUAAACAACCUGUCAUCUCUUGAUAACAGCUCCAACCAUUCACCCCCAUCUUCUCUGAGUUCCACUAGAUCAAAAAUCGGGUAUUUGAGAUCUUCAGUGGCUGAUAAUUUGACGUAUAAUUGUGAAAGAGAAGUCAAUUGCUUGACCGAAUUGGAGUUUGUGAACAAUCUGGGAUUUAUCAACAAUGUGGUGAUUGGGGGGAAGAAUUACUUGAAGUUGUUGAUGUUGAAUGCCGAUCAAACGUCCAUAUUAAACGAGGCCAAUGUCCUAGAAGCAUUGUCAAAUCCUGCUUCAAGACUACCAGGAAGUAACAAACUCCACAACUUCAACACCAUCAAGAGUUACUCCAAUACUAUUGCCGGUGGAAUGGUGAAUGGAAGCUUGACGCUAUUCCAGGUGCAGAAUAAUGGUAAAUCAAGAGCAAUGAAGAGAUUAACCGACCAUACAAGAUGUAUAAACUCAUUGGAUUUCCUAGACCCCCUGAACAGCGAUAUGUCAUCCAACUUUUUGAUCUCGGGAUCUCAAGAUGGUUCCAUCAAGUUGUGGGAUUUGAGGCAGUCGAAUAACAAACCAUCAGUGAAUAUCGUUCCUAAGAGUAAUUACGAUUCAGUGAGGUCUUGUCAAUUCUCAAACCAUUCUUUGGUAAAGAACAAAUUGGUCAUUUUGUCGGUGCAUGAUUCCGGAACUUUGAACAAAUACGACUUGAGAUCGAUACACCAGUCCACACAAUCAUCGGUUGUUCCUGAACGUAAAUGGAACUUCCACACGGGCCCAGCAUUAUCUUUGAACAUUCAUCCGGAGAAAGAGUAUGUGAUUACCUGUGGAAGAGAUCAAAAAGUGUGUGUAUGGAACUACGGAGAAAACCAAAACAAUUACAGUAAUACUUCUCCGGAGCAUGUUAUCAACACGUAUGGCCCGGUGAUGAAGGUUAGAUGGUGUCCAUACUCGAAUCCCUCAAAGAAUAACGACGAGGAUGUGCUAUACGAUGACAGAGACUUGAACACAUCAAACAACCCCUUGUUCAAAUACGACUUUGCUUGUCUGUACUUGAAUGAGGAUCCUACGAUCACUGUGUUUAACUUGAAGAGAAAGUACAUUCCCAAAGAAAUAGUAACUUCAAACUCUAAGAGGCCUUACCUCAAUUUCAUCUGGGCCAACAACUUGAAUGGUAAAAGACGAUUGUGGACUUUAACAAAGGGUAAUCAAUUCAUGUCUCGAUGUUUAGACUCCUUUCUGGAAUAUGAUAACAUUACCAGACCAAAAGAGCUCCUCAAUCCCGUGUCUCAAGCUUGGGGAACCAGCAUUGGAGAUAUAUCCUUCAUCAACCAGGAAGAAAAUGAAUUUGAAAAUACAGAGCCUUUGGAAAAGAUGAGCAGUGAGGCUUUCUUUGAUACCAUAUAUGAUUCUGAAGUUGAUACGAACGAAGCGAAUGACCCCAAUGACUAUAACAAAGUGAUUAUUGGUUCUUAUCAAAGUAGCUUCAACAGCCCUCCGAACUCAUCUCUUGCAACGUCACCGAUCGAACAAGCUCCUCAUAGCAGACCGGCUCUAUUCCGAUCUGCCACUUAUAACAAUGCUGGAUUCCCGGCAAAAGCUACUCUGUCUUCUCCACAACUAAGGAACUCCUUGAGCUCCUACAACAUAUACGAUCUGCCGUUAUCAAGAAGACCAACCAUGGGCAGGAAUCCAUCCCAAACCACCAUAGAUUCAAAUCCUUCAAUGGGAUCACCGGUCAAUAGGCUGGAUUUCAACCCAGAUACAAAACGAGCCAUACUGAUUCACUACGCUUCUCCUUACAUUGUCCCAGUAUCAUUGGCACUUCCUUUGAAUGACGAUAUAGUAUUUGAGACCUUAUCAAAUAACUACAUUUUGACAAUUCCCGAUGGUUUUUCGUUGGUGGAUGUGUGUCUCUUAAAUGCUAGUGUUGCUGGAAGUGUCAAUAGAUUCAGAGAUUGUCAAAUAUGGAGAAUGUUGGCGGUUGGGUUGGGACAGCAUGUUGAUGGAGUUUUGAAUGAUGAUGCGGUGGAUGUUAACCACUAUAGUAAUGGUGAUACAGCUACUGAACCUGACGAUAAUAAUGACAACAAAUCGAUCCUUUCAGAUUAUGGAAAUUUUAUAGGCUCAUACAACUCGAACUCAACUCUGACCACACAUUAUGGAGGUUCUGAGCUGACAUCCGAGAAGAGGUCGGCCAACCCUAGAUCUUGGUCGGAGACAAAGAAUUCUUCAUCGAACAACUUGCUUGAUAUGAUAAACCAGAAUAGAAACAAUUCUAUUGUUAAUGCUAUCAGUAUUAGUCCAAAAGGAAAUGAGCGGUUCAAACAAUACAGUCCUUCUCCCAAAAAUUUGUCGCUUUUGAGUAGAACUAAACCCAAACGUGGUUCUUCCUUCACUCAAGCGUCAAAAGAACAAGAUAUGGAUUUGGACAAUGAGAAUUUGAACGUCAUGAAUAAUGCCAUCAGCAGUUCAUUCUCUUCAUCAGCAAUGUCUGCAGCUCAUACCCCAGACAAUAGAAGCACAUAUGGUUCCAAUAAUUAUGUGGGAAGCUUUAAGAGUAGAAGAUCAUCUUCUAUUGCUCCAACGUACGGAUUUUCAAAGAACAGAACUUUCGAUCAGGGAUUGCCUGAGGUUGAUGAAGUCAUAUCCAACCACAGUAGUAGGAUGGGCGACUCUUUCAAAGAAUCUGGGUUGACAAGGGCUAUUGAAGGCAUCAAAGAGAAACCUAAAGAUAGCAAUUACCUAGAGGUACCAUGGACUAUAACUAAAUUGUUGCAAAAGGCUUUGGAGCAUGCGACUUUACAAGGGGACGUUAUAUUCUGCUCUACCUUAUGUUUAUUGUUUUUCCCCUUUACCAAAUCGUUGGGACUAAGGUUUCUCAAAAACAACUAUUGUUUAGAGUGGUUGUCUCUCUACAUCGAGAUUCUUCAAAAAAAAAGAUUGUAUGUUAAUGCUAUGAAUAUUCUUAAUGAUUCUCCCAGAGAGUUACAAGAAAAACUCCUUACAUUAUAUCACACCGACACCUUGAAGUUAUAUUGCCAAAAUUGUAACAGCUUAAUUGUCAAUGAAGAAGCUAAGAUGAAAUUCAACCAAGGAAACACAAAAGUUUUUGGAUACUGGUACUGCGAGCAGUGUAAGAGUAAGCAACUGAAUUGUGUUUAUUGUAAUGAACCAUGUCAGGGGUUGAAUGUAGUUGUCAGUUUAAAUUGUGGACACAGAGGACACUUUGGAUGUCUAAGAGAAUGGUUUGUUGACGGACAAAACCUAGAAUGCCCUGGGGGCUGUAAUGAACUUCUUUUCUAGGAGGUCAUAUCAAUAUAACAUCACCAAUGUUCAAAUAUCCACUAAUUAGACCAUAUUUCACCACAAACACCGCAUCUUUCUCCAACUGUAAUUCAUCUUCAUCUUCAAGAGGAAUUGUGAUAGUCUCAUCUCGAAGCACCUUGAUAAAUACCAUCUCAUCCACAUCGGGCGUGGUAACCAUUGAGAUAUCUGAUUCAACCUCAUCCAAGUAGGUUAAUUCUCUGGGGAUUUUUUUUAAUAUAGAAUUAUUGUAAAGACUCUGUAAGAGACCCAUGUACUUCGUCAAGUACUCUUGUUCUUCAUCUGAUAGAAGAGUUGCUUUCGUGUCAUCACGUUCUCCCGUAAGUCUGAUAUAGUGAAUGGUGAAGGUUUCAAGCUUUGAAAGCCUAACUCUCAAAUAAAGUCUUACUAAAUAACUUAACCUCUCGAUAUCAGUUUCCAUUAUCAUCAACUGCAAUUUAUAGUCACUAGUAAUGAUUCCUGAGUCGAUAUUCACGUCUCCGUAUUCAUGAGAAUCAAGCAAGAGUUGUUGCUGGUUGGUGAUCCUGGACAAUACCUCAUCUAGUAGAUCUUUCUGGUAAGGUAGAAUUUCUGGAGCCAUUCUCUCAUUCAACAUAACACGCGAUAGCAGAGUGUACAAGUCAACCUUGGGUUUCUGGGAGCGUUGACCAACUUCGGUGUCGAAGUUUCUGAGAAUAUCAUCGACUUCCAUGGUUAGUGGUAU
Messenger RNA from Yamadazyma tenuis ATCC 10573, 4084 nucleotides. NCBI's taxonomy places the organism in Eukaryota, Fungi, Ascomycota, Pichiomycetes, Serinales, Debaryomycetaceae. The record is from RefSeq and is a predicted model, not a curated record.